AUGCCAUGUCCCCCCCCCGCUGUCCCCAGCCCCGUGAGCACCCAGCUCCUGGUGGAGCCCCCCUGGACGCCACAGGUGCUGUGGGACCGGGUGACACUGACCUGCCAGGGCUCGGGGACCGCCGCUGCCACCACCUGGUACAAGGACGGGCGGCGCUGGUGGAAGGAGCGACGACAGCAGCUUACUGUCACAGAGAGUGGCACCUACAAGUGUCACAGACCCGGGACCAGGAUCAGCUCCCCCAUGAUGGUGUCAAAUGAGCCGCUGGUGCUGCAGGGCCCAGCACGGGCACUGCUGGAGGGGGACACGGUGACACUGCGCUGCCGGGGCCGGCAGGACAGCCCUGUCACCAAGGUGCGAUUUUACAAGGACGAGCGGGAUCUAGGGGAGUCCCUCGGGGGCACCGAGCUGUCCCUGUCUCCUCUGCAGCUGCACAAAAGCGGCCGAUACCGCUGCGGUGGCUUGGUGGCCUCAGGAAUGUCACUUUCCGCGCCGGUGACAGUGACAGUCAAUGAGCUCUUCACGGUGCCGGUGCUGGAGGGUCCCCCCGAGCUCACCGAGGGGUCCCCCCUCAAUCUCAGCUGCCUCAGCACCCCCAGCCCCCUGCGGCCCCCAGCCCCCCUCCUGUACCGCUUCUACCGGGACGGGCAGUCGGUGGGGGGCCCGCAGGGGUCCCCGCAGCUCCUGGUGCCCGCCGUGGGGGUCUCCCACUCGGGGAAUUACAGCUGCGAGGUGCGCUCCGAGGGGGGGGCCGUGCGGAAGAGCAGCGCCCGGCUCGGCGUCACGGUGCGCAGUGAGUGCGGGAUGGGCACGGGGAGCCCCCACAGCCCUCCCAGGUCUCCCAUCCCUGUUCAACCCUCUGCGUGCUGCCCUGCUUUCUCAGCUCUCUCCCUGGGUCCCUGCAUCGCCUCUCCUGGUGCCUGCAUCCCUCAUCAGGUCCCCUCAGCCCCUUCCUGAGUGCAACUGUGUCUAUCUGAGGUUCCUGCAUUGUCAAUAGGUCACCAUCCCUGUCAGGGCACCCAAAAUCUUCCCUUCAAUCCUUUCCUGGUGUCCCCUCUCUGAAUAUCCCAUCCGUCCCUGAGGUCACUUCCACCCCGUUCCAAGCCUCCCCACCGUCUUCUUCCUCACUGGGAUCCCGACACCCCUCUUAGAUCCUCCCCCUCCCCGAAUCGCUCACUGCUUCCUGGUGUCCCCUAUUCCUCCCAUGUCCCCAGUCCCUCCUGUGUCACCCCGCAGGGGUCCCGCUCUCAGGGGUGUCACUGUGUGCGCAGACCCCCGGGGGACAGAUGGCACUAGGGGACCGCCUGGUGCUGAGCUGAACGGUGGCCAUAAGGACAGGUCCCCUGUCCUUCUCGAGCGGGGGGGCUUGGGGACAAGACUGGGCACCGACCCUCACUUGGACCUGUGGCACCAAAAUAGGGGCUAGUAUGCGUGGUGACACCGUGGCUGACCGUGUC
Oenanthe melanoleuca is the source of this 1457-nucleotide messenger RNA. Its product is annotated as Fc receptor-like A. NCBI's taxonomy places the organism in Eukaryota, Metazoa, Chordata, Aves, Passeriformes, Muscicapidae. The record is from RefSeq and is a predicted model, not a curated record. Gene Ontology annotation, biological process: cell surface receptor signaling pathway. Gene Ontology annotation, molecular function: transmembrane signaling receptor activity.